AAGCCUCUAAAACUCCAUCCUUUUCCAGCAGUUUCGCCCCUUCUCAGUUCAUCAUCUGAAGAAAACAUGGAGGGAUCUUUGAUCUGGAUUCUCGUUGUACACAUUUUGGUAAUUGCCUAUCAAGGUGAAGUCGGUGCCUCUGAUCGAAUUCAGAAGAAUUUCCAAUACAAUCCCAAGCAGCCGCACAGAACAGCCUAUCACUUCCAACCUUCUAAAAACUGGAUGAAUGAUCCAAAUGGUCCAAUGUACUACAAGGGAAUUUACCAUCUCUUCUACCAGUACAAUCCUUAUGCUGCAGUGUGGGGUAAUAUUACCUGGGGGCAUGCUGUAUCACAUAAUCUGAUUGAUUGGAUCGAUCUUGAGCAUGCUGUUGAGCCAACUGAGCCUUAUGACAUCAACGGUUGCUGGUCUGGCUCUGCAACAAUCCUUCCAGGAGGAAAUCCUGUAAUUCUGUACACUGGAGCUGACUUUAAAAACCGUCAAGUUCAAAACCUGGCUGAGCCCAAGAAUCCAAGUGACCCGUAUCUGGAAGAGUGGAUAAAAGCAAAAUAUAAUCCUUUGAUGACUCCAAUUAAUGGGAUUGAUCCACAAUUUUUCAGAGAUCCAACGACAGCCUGGCAGGGGCCGGAUAAAAGAUGGCGAGUGGUUGUUGGGAGCCAAAUUGAUGGUCAUGGGACAGCACUUCUAUAUCGCAGCAAAGAUUUUGUAACGUGGACUAAGAGCGAAAAACCCCUGCAUUUUUCAAAUAAAACAAAAAUGUGGGAGUGCCCUGAUUUCUAUCCUGUGAUUGUUAGUCGCAGAAAUGGACUUGACACUUCUGUGCAUUCGAAGAAUAGUAAGCAUGUGUUGAAAGCAAGUUUUAAUGAUCAGGACUACUACAUUAUUGGAACCUACAAUCCAGAAACUGACAAAUUUAUCCCUGAUGUCGACUUCAUGGAGAGCUAUUUGAAACUGAGGUAUGAUUAUGGGAUAUUCUAUGCAUCUAAGACAUUUUAUGAUAGUGCCAAGAGAAGAAGAAUAUUAUGGGGAUGGGUAACUGAGGCGGAUGAUAAAAUAGACGACAUCAAGAAAGGGUGGUCAGGACUUCAGUCAAUUCCUAGAAGUAUCGUGCUAGACAAAAAUGGCAAGCAAUUAACACAGUGGCCAAUCAAAGAAAUUGAGAGAUUGCGCCGAAAAGAGGUUAACCUUCAGAAUAAGGGGAUCAAGGGAGGAACGGCUUUCGAAAUCACAGGCAUCACAGCUUCACAGGCUGAUGUAGAAGUCUCAUUCCACCUGCCAAAUCUUCAUGAUGCUGAGUUGAUACAUCCGGAAAAAGUUGAUCCCAAAAUUCUUUGCAGCGAGAAGAAUGCCUCCACAAAAGGAGUUAUCGGGCCAUUUGGCUUGAUGGUCUUGGCUUCGAAAAACUUGACUGAACGAACUGCUGUUUUCUUUCGGGUAUUCAAAAGCCAUGAUGAUAAAUACGCUGUGCUCAUGUGCAGCGAUCAAACCAGGUCUUCUUUGCGAAAAGAGGUUAACAAAUCCAGCUUCGGGGCUUUUGUUGAUGUAGACCCCAAAGAAAACAUUUCACUGAGAAGCUUGAUUGACCAUUCAAUUGUUGAAAGUUUUGGAGGUGGUGGAAAGACUUGCAUUACUUCUAGGGUUUAUCCAGAGUUAGCUGUUGGUCAAGAAGCCCACCUCUAUGUCUUUAACUAUGGGACGAAAAGCGUUACCAUCUCAAAUUUACAUGGUUGGAGCAUGGGAAGAGCUAAAAUUUUUCCAGCACAUGGAAGAAGAAUGUUCCCUACUCCAAAUUAGUUGUCAUAAAGUUUAUCCAUGAUAUCGGUUUUUAUUUGCUGGGAAUCAAACUUAGGUUUCUCUCUCUUCUUUGUGUCAGUAAUUCGCAUUAGUUUGCUUUGCUUUUCAAUUAUGUACCAGUUAUCCAGAAGCAAAUCAAGUCAACCAAAACUUUCAGUAAUAAUGAUAUUGGGCUUUGAAUCCAACUAUGUUUCAUAUU
Molecule: messenger RNA, 1993 nt
Organism: Coffea eugenioides
Lineage: Eukaryota; Viridiplantae; Streptophyta; Magnoliopsida; Gentianales; Rubiaceae
Product: beta-fructofuranosidase, insoluble isoenzyme CWINV1-like
Exons: 7
Coding region: 67-1794 (575 amino acids)
Biological process (GO): carbohydrate metabolic process
Molecular function (GO): hydrolase activity, hydrolyzing O-glycosyl compounds
Source: RefSeq, a predicted model, not a curated record